Molecule: messenger RNA, 1602 nt
Organism: Haliotis rubra (blacklip abalone)
Lineage: Eukaryota; Metazoa; Mollusca; Gastropoda; Lepetellida; Haliotidae
Product: leucine-rich repeat extensin-like protein 5
Exons: 1
Coding region: 1-1602 (533 amino acids)
Source: RefSeq, a predicted model, not a curated record
AUGCCCCCUGUCCCUGCCUACCACCAUCACAGUCACACUCCUACCCCUGCCCCUGUCCCUACUCUCUUCUACUCAUCACAGUCACACUCCUACCCCCUGCCCCUGUCCCUGCCUACUACCAUCACAGUCACACUCCUACCCCUGCCCCCUGUCCCUGCCUACCACCAUCACAGUCACACUCCUACCCCUGCCCCUGUCCCUGCCUACCACCAUCACAGUCACACUCCUACCCCUGCCCCCGUCCCUGCCUACUACCAUCACAGUCACACUCCUACCCCUGCCCCUGUCCCUGCCUUCUACCAUCACACUCCUACCCCUGCCCCUGUCCCUGCCAACCACCAUCACAGUCAACUCUUACCCCCUGCCCCUGUCCCUGCCUACUACCAUCACAGUCACACUCCUACCCCUGCCCCCUGUCCCUGCCAACCACUAUCAUCACAGUCACACUCCUACCUCUGCCCCUGUCCCUGCUCUCUUCACUAUCAUCACAGUCACGCUCCUGCCCCCUGUCCCUGCUCUUCCCUCACAAGCUGCCUCCUACCCCUCUGUCCAUGCAGUCCAUCACUGCACUCCUACCCCUGCCCCUGUCCCUGCCAACUCACCAUCACAGUCACACUCCUACCCCUGCCCCUGUCCCUGCCUACCACCAUCACAGUCACGCUCCUACCCCUGCCCCUGUCCCUGCCUACUACCAUCACAUCACAGUCACACUCCUACUCUCUGCCCCUGUCCCUGCCUACCACCAUCACAGUCACUGCUCCUACCCCUGCCCCUGUCCCUGCUCUACUACCAUCACAGUCACGCUCCUACCUCUGCCCCUGUCCCUGCCUACCACCAUCCGUCCCUGCUCCUUUCUACCACCAUCACAGUCACGCUCCUAUCCCUGCCCCCCUGUCCCUGCCUUACUACCAUCACAGUCACACUCCCACCCCUGCCCCUGUCCCUGCCCUACUACCAUCACAGUCACGCUCCUACCCCUGUCCCUGCCUACUACCAUCACAGUCACGCUCCUGCCCUGCCCCUGUCACUGCCCUACUACCAUCACAGUCACGCUCCUAUCCCUGCCCCUGUGUCCCUGCCUACUACCAUCCAUCACACUCCUACCCCUGCCUCCUGUCCCUCCUCUACUACCAUCACAGUCACACUCCUACCACUGCCCCUGUCAAUGCCUACUACCAUCACACUCUCACGUCUCAUACCAUCCUGCCCCCUGUCCCUGCCUUCUACCAUCACACUCCUACCCCUGCCCCUGUCCCUGCCUCUACCAUCACAGUCACACUCCUACCCCUGCCCCUGUCCCUGCCUUCUACCAUCACAGUCACACUCCUACCCCUGCGCCUGUCCCUGCCUUCUGCCAUCACACUCCUAGCCCUACCGCUGUCCCUACCUAUUACCAUCACAGUCACGAUCCUACCCCUGCCCCCGUCCCUGCUUUCUACCAUCACAGUCACACUCCUACCUCUGCCCCCGUCCCUGCCUUCUACCAUCACACUCCUACCUCUGCCCCGGUCCCUGCCUUCUACCAUCACACUCCUACCCCUGCCCCCGUCGCUACCUACUACCAUCUCUCUCUACCUCUGCCCCCGCCUACUACCAUCAUAG